This is a messenger RNA of Rhagoletis zephyria (snowberry fruit fly), 424 nucleotides long. RefSeq lists its product as uncharacterized. NCBI's taxonomy places the organism in Eukaryota, Metazoa, Arthropoda, Insecta, Diptera, Tephritidae. Gene Ontology annotation, biological process: regulation of transcription by RNA polymerase II. Gene Ontology annotation, cellular component: nucleus; transcription regulator complex. The record is from RefSeq and is a predicted model, not a curated record.
AUGACGGACGAAACGAUAAAAUUCGUGCAAUUAAUAGAAAAAUAUCCCCUCAUUUAUAAUAUCACGCUGAAGGAAUGCUCUCGAAAGGAUUUAACGGAAAAAGCUUGGUCAGAGAUUGCUGAAGUGAUGAAAUGGUCAGGGGCAGAAUGUAAGGAGAAAUGGAAGAAUAUACGGAAUGGAUUUGUCCGAAGUUUAAAACCGUCUCCCAGUGGUUUUUCGGNGAAGCCCUACUAUUUUCGAGACAUAUUGGAGUUUGUUUUGCCGUAUGUUCGACCAGUCCAGCAUUUGGAACACACCGCAAACUUCGAAAUAAAGGAAUCUGAUGUGCACCACUACGAGGAAGUAGAAACAACUGAAGAUGUUGACCACGGCGAUAUUAAUGUAGUGGCUGAAAAACGCAAUCAUGCCUUUGCCACUCCUUUAU